CUUUCUGUGUUGCAGUCAUUGAUUCAGUGUCGCUUGCUACAAGCUCACAAGCUUUUACACCAAAGUCAAUUCCCGAUGGCGGAAUAAACAGAGCUAUUAUUGGAUGUUAACCCAGUAACUUCACAAAUCGUAAAUCGAUGUCUUUGUCCGAUUUUUUUAUUAACCCAACGGUGCCCCUGAGCUCUCGGCAGGGUCUACGCCGAGAUGUGUACAUAUUUUAUGAAGUUCGGCACGUUCAUAUACGAAGGCAGGACGCAAAAGGUGGUGUUCGGGAAUGGAAACUGCUUGAGCAUGGAGCAGUCGCGGGCUGCUGAGCUCUCUACACCAGCGGCCUUCUCCAUCAGUCGGAUUUUAGGAGAGGCAGGUCGGAUGAGGCCGCGGGCUGGGGAUAAUGAAGAAACUGCAGUAAGAUAUCAAGAGAAUCCUCCACACAAUAACAGCAAUGCGAAGACCUUUGUGCAUUCGGAGAUGGUGGAGGAGGAAGCGGCUGAGGGCGGAAGGAUGGCGACAUCCUGUGAACCUGGAAGCCAGGAGAAAGCGAGGAGCAGGCGGGAGAGGAGGAAGAAGGCGAGGACGGUGUUCUCUCAGACUCAGCUUUUGCAGUUGCAGUGCACGUUUGACCUGAAAAGGUACCUGAGCAGCGCGGAGAGAGCCGGGCUGGCUGCCGCCCUGCACCUAACAGAGACCCAAGUCAAAAUCUGGUUUCAGAACCGGCGGAACAAGUGGAAGAGACAGCUCGCCAAUGAACUCGAAUUAGCACAACUCGACACCGAAUCACAGGCCCUGGACCCCUUCAUGUCGGUCUACGAUCGGGAAAGCGUGCUGCCUGCCUGGGGAGACUUGAUGCCUCCUCCCACUCCUUUAUACACAAGCAUAUGUGUCCCUUACUACAGGGCACUGCUCCCACAUUCUGGUCCUUUCCUCUCCUAUGCUACGUUGGACAAUUAUAGAAUUAUUUAAUAUUAGUCUAAUCCCGAAUCUCACAGUUACGCGGAUCUUCGUAGGCAAUUUUGUGCGCUGGAAACACCAUUGUUCAGGGAUCCUGUUUUUUGUUUUGAGAAACAGGACGGUAACACUGUCGGCUACAUACUAUGUUUGGGUAGCGAGUGUGUCGAGAGUUAUAUCGUUAUUACAUGCAAUCUUGUUCCAAACAUUUUCUUGAUCUAAUCCUGGCUGUUGCUAAAUGACAUGGCUCUCCCAGUCCCUGGAGCUCCAAUCACCCCCCCCACAAAAUAAGACAUCAUUCUGAAAUGGCUGAAUUGAUUCUGUAAAUGAGCGGAGAACACAGAGUAUGUGAAUAUGCUAGAAAAUUAGAAUAAAACUGUCAAACACUCAGCAGGUCAUGAUGAGUGCUGAGAAGUUAUCAUAAUUUCAAUUUUUUGUCAUCUCUCCAACGUUUUGUUGGCAUUGUGUAUACAUUACUUUGAGCCAAUACUGCCAUUUUCACCUUUUCGUUUGAAAACAACGAGCCAUUUAGUAUAUAGAAACUUAACCAUAAUUUAGAAAAUAAAGUCUAUGCCUGUCACUGAAUCUGUUUACUUACGAAUUAAGCUGUAUGAUUAGAUUCCCUACAGCGUGGAAACAGGCCCUUCAGCCCAACAAGUCCACACCGACCCGCCAAAGAGUA
Molecule: messenger RNA, 1627 nt
Organism: Chiloscyllium plagiosum (whitespotted bambooshark)
Lineage: Eukaryota; Metazoa; Chordata; Chondrichthyes; Orectolobiformes; Hemiscylliidae
Product: homeobox protein HMX3-like
Biological process (GO): regulation of transcription by RNA polymerase II
Cellular component (GO): nucleus
Molecular function (GO): DNA-binding transcription factor activity, RNA polymerase II-specific; RNA polymerase II transcription regulatory region sequence-specific DNA binding
Source: RefSeq, a predicted model, not a curated record